UUUUUAACAUUACUCCUGAUAUUAUCUACACGAAUAUAUCUGUGAUUGCCACAAGGGGGCGAUAUAGUCACCAAGACGUCAGAUGAGUCCUGGCAUUACUUUACCACGUAUUACAAAAUGAUGAUAAGAGACACGGACCAGUCUAAAAUACACCCAAAUCAAAACAUCGGCGAUGAGGCUUUACCAUUACAUUCGUUUUAGUUACACCAUAGACCUGUCGUUACACAUCAGUUCACGCGCCAUAACAUAUAACGAAUUCUGUUACUGUACUGUGUAACGUGUAAACUAUUACUAGGCCCUAACUAUUAUUAUAAUUAUUAUUAUAACUAUUAUUAAGUUGGCGUAAAAAAGUAGCGCGCACUAUCUGGUAACGGUACGUGAUACGUUAUAACUUAUAUACACUGAAUCUGAUACAUCUAAACCCGCCAUGAUAUUAAUUUUAUUAUGAUUAUGAUAUCAUGGAUUACCGAUCGCCCGCAGACGAUUUUGAAGUGCUACAAUCUACAACAUCCCUAGAUGAUGUUGCGGCUAUGCAAAUGCAAUUUCAAAUGAAUGUAGAUGACGAGGAAUUAUUGGUAGGAUCCAGCUAUGAGCAUGAAAGCGUCUUGAAAGGUUCAAACGGACGAGCUGACGGCGACCUCUUCCGACGAUCGAACGCCCGUAAGUCCGAGCUGGCCGCCGACGCUGACAUGAACCCUGGGCAGAAUAAUCUGUCGUGGUCACCUGAGGAUGAGGCGGUUGAGGAGAUGCAUCCGGAGGAGGCCCGCUGGUUCUACCGUGAGCGAGGCGACAAAGAUCGUCACUGGACGGCGUUUAUCGGCUACGACUCGCUGCGCAUCGAGUGCAAGUACAGGGAGCUGCAGCUCGGCGAUGGCGGCGUGAUCUCGGAGCACAACGUGGAGACGAUCAGCGCACGUGGUGACCUCUUCGAGGUCGACGUAGUGUCGAAGAAAUGCUUUCCGAUCUACUGGGCAGCUGAGGCAGUAGAUAUCAUGAGAGGAACCUGGUUUUUGGAUGGAACCUGGCAGCCGCUCGAUGCCACCUAUGCUGACCUGGUGGAAGCAGAGCAUAUGAGGAGGUUCUACCAACAGACUGUGCAAGCAGACAGGACAACGCAUUGCAAAGGAAAGAAACCUGUGAUACAUCACCUUCAGCUUACGGAGUUUCACAUAGACUGGAAUAGUCCAUUUGAGGUGUUCAUGUUCAGCGAUAACAGGUCAUCAAAACUAAUGCGAUCAGUCACAAGCUCACUGGGAUUUUCCAAAUAUGGUGUUCGUUUGCAUCGAGGAUUUUGUGAGGAGGCUCGACCCGAUGACAAGCUACCUGAGAUCACACACCUCAUGUUCGUUGUACAUGGGAUCGGCCAGAAAAUGGACACAAAUCGCAUCAUCAAGAGUUGUAAAACGUUUCGACAAUCGAUCAACAAGCAGAUGAAUGAGAACUUUGGUCACAUACUGCGCAACCACCAGAGAGCGGAGUGUCUCCCUGUUGAGUGGCGGUCGUCCCUUAAGCUGGAUGAUGGUGUUGUCGAAUCUGUCACUCUGCAUAAGGUGCGAGGUCUAAGGGAACUCAUGAACAGCACAGUGAUGGAUGUAAUGUACUACGACAGCCCACUAUACCGGUCAGAGUUGGUACAUGGCCUGCAGCGGGAGCUAAACAGACUGUACGACAUGUUCUGUCUGAGACAUCCGUACUUUGAGGCUAGCGGUGGUAAAGUCUCUAUUGUGGCUCACUCUCUCGGGGCAGUCAUCACCUAUGACAUCAUCACUGGCUGGAACCCAGUGUGCCUGUAUGACCAAUAUGUCAAUGAGACACUGGACGAGUGCAUAAUAGAUCUCGCUGAAGAAAAGAGGGGGCUGUAUUAUGAACUGGAGCGUGCACGAAAAAGGGUGAAAGAGUUAGAAGCCAUACUAGUCAGUGACAGUGGACCCACACUAAAGUUCAAGCUGGACAAUCUUUUCUUACUCGGGUCUCCACUGCCCGUGUUUCUGGCUCUUAGAGGAAUGCAGCCAAGGGAUGGCAACACACUUAAGGACAUUCUACCUUCCUCUAUUUGCAAGAGGAUAUUCAACAUUUAUCACCCUUUUGACCCAGUGGCAUACAGAAUGGAACCAUUGCUAUUGAAACACUAUGAGUCUAUACACCCAGUGACCAUACACAAAGCAGAUGUUACAAGUAGGACACCAUAUGAAGAUCUGAAGACCGAGCUCAUUCAAUCUACUAAAAUCAGCGAGCGUGAUAAGGUUUAUGCUACAACAUCGCCAUCUGGUGAAAGCACCUCGGGAGGUAAUGCUCCUGUUGGACUGUCGAGGAAGUACCAGCAGGCUUCAUAUGCAUCAACGUUUGCGGACCUGGUGUGGUCCAAGUGGGGUGGCAGCCACAAAGCCACCAAGUUCAACGAGGAACUGAAAGCUCUCCAUAAGAUGGUAAGCUCGGAUGAUGACACUAGAAGCAGCACCUCUGCGAAAUACCACAACAUCGAUCCAACAGAUCUGGAGUACAGAAUCGACUAUGUCCUUCGCGAAGGGAGCUUGGAAAGCCAAUACAUAUCAGCCAUCACGUCACACGCGUCUUAUUGGGCUUCACCCGACGUGUCGCUGUUUAUAUUGACGCAUUUGUUUCCAGAAGACACACAGACAGAACCGAAAUACAUGUCAAAAGACAGCAAUGGUGCAGCAGCACACGCAUGACUGUAGCACGCGUAGUAAUGCCUGUGGGGGUUCAGCUGAGCUCAAGUCAAUUAGCAGUCACAGGAACAGUGAUUUGCUUAUUCCUGUCAUAUAUAUAUAUACUUCAUAUUAAACUCAUAUCCAACAGUCCUACAAUAAGGAAAUUGUAGCACUGCAUGCAGCACAAUCAGCAGUAUCACGUUUUGAUUAGGAUUGUAUUGUGAUGUAUUAACUCAACAUAGGUAUGGUUAUGAUUGACAAUAUCAGUUUUAUGUCAGAACCAAAUUCCUGUCCAUGUAGAAGAGCUGUAUAUAUAUAUAUAUAUAUGAAAUAAUAAUCAGUUUAUGAUCAGUUACAAUUUCAACCAAACAACUAUUAAGAGCCUAGGAAUGGUAACACCAGAUUAGCUAGCAUUUUUAGAACACUAAGAAGUAUUCUAUAUUAUUUCUAUACUGUUGUAAAUUACGUAAUGUACGCUGUUGACCAUUGCUAUUCAUACAGCAAUUAGCAUAUUGCAAAAAGCAUUUAUUUUUACCAUUAUGAGCCAUCUUAUUUUUACCAUUAGCAUUUAUUUUUACCAUUAUGAGCCAUCUUUUAGCCAACAGCAGUUUUAAUUAAAUUAAUUGCACGUGUAACAUGACGGUUAGUUGAGAUCAAGUGUCGUGUCUUUGUAAAUUAGAUGAAGCCAUCUCACCAAAAUUUAGCGUGCACGAUAGUUUCAAGCAUGAAAAUAUACUUUAUAGUGAUUAUUUGCAGACAUUUUGUCAAAAUUACCAGCAGAAUCGGCCAGUAUUUGCUAUCUCGAAUGGGGUCUUCCUCUUCUUCUCGGGCCACUACACUACACUCGGCCCAGCCACUGCAGCACACAGGACUUGGCACGGUGGUUGAAAGCCUCAAGGUCUUUAGGGCUACAUGGCUCUGGAAUAGGGGGCAUUUCAGGAGAUGUCCCAUAGUCUGGUCCUUCCCGCAGUCGCAUUCGGUUGGGCCAUCUUCAGUGUA
Molecule: messenger RNA, 3668 nt
Organism: Priapulus caudatus
Lineage: Eukaryota; Metazoa; Priapulida; Priapulimorpha; Priapulimorphida; Priapulidae
Product: phospholipase DDHD1-like
Exons: 13
Coding region: 459-2690 (743 amino acids)
Cellular component (GO): cytoplasm
Molecular function (GO): glycerophospholipase activity; metal ion binding
Source: RefSeq, a predicted model, not a curated record